UCAUCCAGCUCCAAGGAAGGAAGAAGGAACUGCUCGAGUCGCAUGUGUCACUUCCAGGCUGAAUGCUGCAAAAUCGCGCUGCUAUGUGAUUCUUGGGGAUAUUUGUCUUAUUUUGCGGUCGAUGGGACGUACGGUUUGAAAGUUAGCAAUCCCAUCUGACGUUUUGGAGCGCGAGAAGGGGAUUGCGUUGUGUUUGGGGAUAGGAGAGGAGAGCUUUUCUUUCCUGUGUGAUACCAGAUAGCUGCGCUUGCUUGUGCCACGACAGGAUUGAAUAUGGCGGAGCAUCACCCGGUUUCUGAAAACAAACACAAGUCUUCUCUGAACUCUGGAGGGCCCUCGUACUCGGGCAAUGGACGGAGCAGCACGGCCGUGGCUGAGAGGGCGAGCAGCGGUUGUAGCAGCAGCAGCAGUGGGCCGUCGGGAGGAGGCGGGCUGUCGGGCGGCCUGUCGCAGCCGGCCGGGUGGCAGUCAUUGCUGUCAUUUACCAUCCUCUUCCUGGCCUGGUUGGCAGGGUUCAGCUCCAGACUCUUUGCUGUCAUCCGCUUUGAGAGCAUCAUACACGAGUUUGACCCAUGGUUCAACUACAGGUCGACUCACCACCUCACCACCAAUGGGUUCUACGAGUUCCUGAACUGGUUUGAUGAGAGAGCGUGGUACCCUCUGGGCAGGAUUGUGGGAGGCACAGUUUACCCCGGGUUGAUGGUGACAGCAGGGCUCAUACACUAUGUGCUAAAUCUCCUUCAUAUUACAGUCCAUAUACGGGACGUCUGUGUGUUUUUGGCCCCAGUUUUCAGCGGGCUCACAUCCAUCUCCACCUUCUUGCUGACCCGAGAGCUGUGGAAUCAGGGGGCGGGGCUUCUAGCGGCCUGUUUCAUCGCCAUCGUCCCGGGAUACAUCUCCAGAUCUGUGGCUGGGUCUUUUGAUAACGAGGGCAUCGCCAUCUUUGCACUGCAGUUUACUUACUAUCUAUGGGUCAAAUCAGUGAAGACGGGCUCCAUUUUCUGGGCCAUUGGAUGCUGCCUUUCCUAUUUUUACAUGGUUUCUGCUUGGGGUGGCUAUGUUUUCAUCAUCAACCUGAUCCCGCUCCAUGUGUUUGUGCUGCUGCUGAUGCAGAGGUUCAGCCGCAGAGUGUACAUAGCAUACAGCACCUUCUACAUCAUUGGCUUGGUCCUCUCCAUGCAAAUCCCCUUUGUGGGAUUUCAACCAAUCAGGACCAGCGAACACAUGGCUGCUGCAGGUGUAUUUGUGCUGUUGCAGGUCUACGCUUUCCUCCAGUAUCUGAAGGAUAGGCUGACACGGCAGGAGUUUCAGACACUCUUCUUCCUCGGAGUUGCUCUGGCUGCUGGAGUUGUGUUCCUCUCGGUUAUAUACUUGACUUACACAGGCUACAUUGCACCGUGGAGUGGGCGCUUCUACUCCCUGUGGGACACUGGUUAUGCAAAGAUCCACAUCCCGAUCAUCGCCUCGGUGUCAGAGCAUCAGCCCACCACAUGGGUCUCCUUCUUCUUUGACCUGCACAUCCUGGUCUGCACCUUUCCCGCGGGACUCUGGUUCUGCAUUAAGAACAUCAACGACGAGAGAGUGUUCGUGGCCUUGUAUGCCAUCAGUGCAGUGUAUUUUGCUGGAGUUAUGGUGCGUCUGAUGCUUACCCUCACGCCGGUCGUAUGUAUGCUGUCUGCUGUGGCCUUCUCCAGUGUGUUCGAGCAUUAUCUGGGAGAUGACAUGAAGAGGCAGAGUCCACCGGCCGAAGACAGCAGUGAUGAAGACGACAAGAAAAACGCAGGGAACCUCUAUGACAAGGCUGGGAAGGUGCGGAAACAUGUGUCUGAGCAAGAGAACGUGGAAGAGGGGCUUGGACCGAACAUCAAGUCCAUAGUGACGAUGUUGAUGCUGAUGUUACUUAUGAUGUUUGCUGUUCACUGCACAUGGGUCACCAGUAAUGCCUACUCCAGCCCCAGUGUAGUGCUCGCAUCAUACAACCACGACGGGUCUCGUAACAUCUUGGACGACUUCAGGGAGGCGUACUAUUGGCUGAGGCAGAACACGGAUGAGCACGCCCGGGUCAUGUCCUGGUGGGAUUAUGGCUAUCAAAUCGCUGGGAUGGCCAACAGGACCACACUGGUGGACAAUAACACCUGGAACAACAGUCAUAUAGCUCUGGUGGGUAAAGCCAUGUCAUCCAAUGAAACUGCGGCCUACGAGAUCAUGAGGUCUUUGGAUGUGGACUAUGUCUUGAUCAUUUUUGGAGGAGUCAUUGGUUAUUCUGGAGAUGACAUCAACAAGUUCCUAUGGAUGGUCCGGAUCGCAGAAGGGGAGCAUCCAAGAGAUAUCAGGGAAAGUGACUACUUCACCCCUCAAGGAGAGUUCAGAGUGGACAAGGCAGGAUCCCCAACACUCCUCAACUGCCUCAUGUACAAGAUGUCUUACUACCGCUUUGGAGAGAUGCAGUUGGACUUCCGGACGCCGCCUGGUUUCGACAGGACCCGUAACGCAGAGAUUGGAAACAAAGACAUUAAACUGAAGCACCUGGAAGAGGCCUUCACUUCGGAGCACUGGCUCGUCCGCAUUUACAAAGUGAAGAAACUGGAGAACAGGGACCGACUGGAGCACAAGCUCAGGAGCACCGACGCCAACAGACAGAAGUACACUUCCAAGAAGACGUCCAAGAGGAAGCGUGGGUUUGUCAAGAACAAGCUCACCCUGAAAAAGGGCAAAAAACUAACCAAGAAAUCUCGAUAGGCCUUUAUCAGCCUCAGUCAGAAGUGCCCACAGGACUGAAGACAGGACACCAAUAAAACUAUCAACUAAAUCCACCAAUCAAAAUAAACCAGAGCAUCAUGAAACUUUGAAUCGGCCCUACUGCAGGAAACCAGAGAGUGCUUUGGACUCCAGCUUUGCCCUGAUGUAAGGGGUGAUAGGGCUCUGAAUAUACGGGAGAUUUAUGGGCUAGUCCCAGGAUGCUCCCACUGUGGGUUUAAACCUGGGGAACUGCAAUCUUUGACUGGCAUUUCUUUUUGUACUUGAACGUGCUGGGGUUAUGAUAUCCCGAGUGGAGGAACACUUCAAAUUGCAUCCGUCAUUAAAGGUAAAGAUGGUUAACAGGUGUCAAUUCAGAGGGAAAUGCUGCUCACACUGAUAGAUUGAUUAAUGCAUUUUGUUAUUAAAGUGGUCUGAGAGAAACAGAAUUGUGAUCUUGUUUUUUCUGCUUUUCAAAAAUAACCAACCUAGUGACUAAUUUAACUUAAUAGUUUAAACCAUUUCAAAAACAUGAUAGAUGUGAUAGUGAAUUUUUUUCUGGUAAAUAAACAGGAGAGUGAAUACUGCCCAUUGUCAUCUAUGUGCAACAAGUAACAGGCUUAACAGAUAAUUUCAAUUUCUCAAUAAAAUCCUUUUGAUUCAGUUUUCUCCGUAUUAGAAUUCUAAGCCAAUUGCUGGCUUAAAACCUAUUUGUAUUUUACUUGCAACAAUGUUUCUAAUUAGUUUUAAGCUUAAACCUCACCAUCAACUCUCUUUCUAAUACAAAACAUAUCAGUGAAUUCUGUUCCUCUCAUACUAUUUCAAAAGCAUCGGCCUUAAGUGUGAUAAAGUUAAUUUCCAUAAAUUAGGACUGUCGGUGAGGAUAUUUAUUUCAGACGAAAGUGAACGCAGCGUCUGAUCGCGAAGAAGCAGAGAUUUUAAGUUGUGAUUUUUCUAAGUCAAGGGUUCUUCCAUCAAUUGUAAUGAUCUGGAUGCAGGUGUGAGAAUGAAACAUGCCUUUUUGAAUAAAGAGGUUAAAAUAA
Periophthalmus magnuspinnatus is the source of this 3779-nucleotide messenger RNA. Its product is annotated as dolichyl-diphosphooligosaccharide--protein glycosyltransferase subunit STT3B-like. Gene Ontology annotation, biological process: post-translational protein modification. The transcript is spliced from 16 exons. The record is from RefSeq and is a predicted model, not a curated record. Gene Ontology annotation, molecular function: dolichyl-diphosphooligosaccharide-protein glycotransferase activity. Lineage: Eukaryota; Metazoa; Chordata; Actinopteri; Gobiiformes; Gobiidae. Gene Ontology annotation, cellular component: membrane. The coding region runs from base 274 to 2739 and encodes 821 amino acids.